CAAAAAUGGCGGGUGAAAUUGAAAACAAAAUAUUUAAAUGGAACUUGGAGCACUUUAUGUGGCGUUAUUGGAACGAGUUCGUUCAAAAUAAAACUAUAGAUCUUGAAACUAACAGAGACUUUCUAGCAGGUUUGCUGGCAUUGGCAAGCCAUACCAUUGAAGGUCAAGGUGAGGAGGAAGCAAACCAGAAUUGGUUAAAGGUGAAACUUAUUUUGUUUCUGACUCGUCUCGUUGAUGCAGAAAGUUAUCAAACUCGCUAUAAUGACAGUGAAGAUGAAGAGCAGGUUGGCACUACAUUAGAGCAAUCCGUAGAUUUGCUUGAUGGAGUUCUACAACUGACCCCUAAAGGCAUAUUCACCCAGAAAGAUAUUGAACAUGCAAAACGCAACAUGCUAAGACAGGCUGUGUAUAUAGUGCUCAGAGAUGCUGAUUAUGCAGAAGCUGAGAAGAUCAUGGCAAGGCAGGAAAGAUUCACCAAACCUAAAGCCCAAGAAGAUAAAGCACUGAAAAAGAAACUCAACAAUUUCAUCUCAAAGGAGGAUGAAAAUAAUCCAGAAUUACAGGAACAUAAUUUUGGUAACUUUCUCACUGAGAUGACGUCAUUUCUUGAACCACUGUGUAAGACAUUUCCAACACCAUUUUUGGUCAAGGCAGCUACAAAAGUUGUAAGCGAAGAGCAAAGAUUACAACGUUUCAACAACAACAAUAACAACAGCAUUGCUGAUUUGAGUUUCACAGAAAGCGAAAAAGGUGAUAUAAAACCCAAGCUGAUGAAGUUGAUCAAGGCUAAAGAAAACAGUAUUUCAAAGGAGGAUCAGAGUAAAAUAGAUGAAAUUAGAAAAAGAAAUAGAUCAGAGAGAGGAAAAAAGGCUUCCACCCAUGGACCAACUAGCAGUACACCAAAGAAAAGUGCUGAAGGGACCCUCUUCCCAGCUGGUUACGGAGAUCGCAAGAAACGGAGGAUGGCAGUUAGAGAAAUGGUAAAUACAGCUGAAGAAGAAAGGGUCACAUGGUCAUCUGACGAAGAAGCAACACCUGUGAGUAAAUUUGCAAGGAUGAGACAGCAAAUCAGUCCUACCCUUUUGAGAAACCGCAAUGUAUCAAGUACUAGCAAAUAUAAAAGUGAGAAAGUUGGUCGCAGGAUCCCAUGGACCUUAAAUGAGGAGGAAAAGCUCUACAAAGCUGUGCAGAAAUAUGGAGUUGGAUCCUGGUGUCGUAUUAUAGAAACCGGCUCAUUCCCAUUAAGGAGAAAUGUACAGUUAAAAGACAAAUGGCGGACUAUGCUUAAUACAAAAAGUGUGGAUCAGUGGAUCAAGAAAUAUGGAAUGUACUGAACUCUAUCUGAUUUAGAACUAAAAGAUGUACUGACCUUAGGAGUUAUACAGCCUAAAUAUCUAAAACAUAUAUCAUAUGAUAGCCAAAGGCGGGCCCAUGAGUGAACACAUGUACAUGUACAUUAUGUAAAUGGUGUAAGAAGGACUGAAAUAAUGUACAGUAUUGAACCGGAUUGAUCCAGGUUCAGUUAGUAAAUGGCAUGAGACAUGUUUUUAUUAAUACAAGUCUCCAGUAAGUAGAUUAUUCCCCAGAUUUUCUCCAAUGUCAUAAUAUAUCAG
This is a messenger RNA of Owenia fusiformis, 1613 nucleotides long. Lineage: Eukaryota; Metazoa; Annelida; Polychaeta; Sabellida; Oweniidae. The record is from the annotation of a GenBank genome assembly.